This is a messenger RNA of Aphanomyces astaci, 585 nucleotides long. RefSeq lists its product as hypothetical. The record is from RefSeq and is a predicted model, not a curated record. The transcript has 2 exons. The coding region runs from base 1 to 585 and encodes 194 amino acids. NCBI's taxonomy places the organism in Eukaryota, Oomycota, Saprolegniomycetes, Saprolegniales, Verrucalvaceae.
AUGUUCGUAUUUGGAUACUCCGACAUGGCGGGCUCAUUUCACCUUCUGUGCGUGUGCAUCACGUCGCAGCGGACCCACGCCGACGUCGCGUGGCUACUGCGGUCACUCCAGGAGAAGUUCACAAGUCUUCUGAAUUAUGCAUGGGCGCCGACAAGACUUAUGGGUGAUGCAGACAAGGCACAAUUCCUAGGAAUGACCAACGCACUUCAACCUGAGCUGCCUCUUCUCGAGUACCUUAUGUGUUUUUUUCACGUCCUCAAAAAUUGCUACGACAAACGCCAAGGCAUGACAAGCGAGGAGUGGACAAGUGUCACCUUUGAAAUUUACCUGUUGCACAUGUCCACAAGUGAAGCCGAUUUGGUCAACAACAUGGACACUGCGCACGCAAACUGGGAAGGCAGCCGCACCCUACGAAAGUUCCGAACCUACUUUUUCAACACAUGGCUGCCGUACCACGCCGUGUAUUCAACAAACCGUGGGCCGCGGUUUUGGAAGUGGCAAGUGUUUCACAGCCAUAGGGGGUGCUCGUACACCAACAACCCCAAUGAACAUUUCAACCGCAAACUCAAAGGUGUAUGUAUAUAA